Messenger RNA from Fraxinus pennsylvanica, 2046 nucleotides. Lineage: Eukaryota; Viridiplantae; Streptophyta; Magnoliopsida; Lamiales; Oleaceae. The record is from the annotation of a GenBank genome assembly.
AUGCCGGGGGUUUGUGGGUUGAGUUCUAAUUCGUUUAAGAAAAAUCUGUUGCUGGGUAAUAGUGAUAAUGAUGAGGUCAUUGGCUAUGAAAAUGGUAAAUGUAGUAGUAGAAAGGGGAAUGGGAAGAGAGGGAGAAAGGGUGUUUUGGAUAAUACAAGUAAGCAGGUUGGGUGCAGCGAUUCGACUGACCAGGGGGAGAAAACUGGUGUUGAGGAAAUGAAGAGAGAAGGAAAUGGUAUGGACGGGGUCACUGACUAUGGAAAUGGUAAAUGUAGUAGUAGAAAGAAGCGUGCCAAGAGGGGGGGAAAUGGUGAAUUGGACAAUAUGAGUAAGCAGGGUGGGGGCUGCUAUAUGAGUGACAGGGUGGAUAAAAUUGGGAGGGAUACAUGUGGUGAUGAUGAGGAAAUGAACAGAUAUGGAAGUGGGGUUAUGCAAAGAGACACGAUGGUUACGGAUGAUGCGUACACGGGUUUCAAAGAGUUGAUGGAUGGUGGAGUUGAUGAUGAUGAUGAGGAGGAGGAGGAGGAGGAGGAGGAGGAGGUCGUAGUGGAGGGCCACAAUGGCAUAUUGAAGAAAGCAAGUGUGACCCAAUUGCCACCAAGCUCACCUGGAAGAAGUGAUUCCUACUUGAGUGAAAGCAGGUUCGAUCAAUGUUCCAUCUCUGCAAAGUCACUAAAAGGACUUAAAGAUGCUGGAUACGAAAAGAUGACCAUGGUGCAGGAGGCUACACUUCCUGUCAUUCUCAAAGGCAAGGAUGUGCUGGCCAAGGCUAAAACGGGCUCUGGGAAAACUGUCGCAUUUUUGCUUCCUGCAAUUGAAGCUAUUGUAAAAUCACCUCCCAUUGCUCAUGAUCAAAAGCAUUCUCCAAUUCUUGUGCUUGUAUUAUGCCCAACUCGGGAGCUUGCAAGUCAAGUUGCUUCAGAAGCCAGCAAACUGUUGAAGUAUCACCCAUCUAUUGGUGCUCAAGUGGUAAUAGGAGGUAUUAAGAUUGCUCAGGAACAGAAACAAAUGCGAAAAAAUUCUUUCCAGAUUCUUGUGGCUACACCUGGAAGGCUUAUAGAUCAUCUUCAGAACUCAGCUGGAUUUGCUACUCGGCUGAAGGGUGUUCAAGUCUUGGUCCUUGAUGAAGCUGAUCGUUUGUUAGACAUGGGAUUUCGCAAAGACAUUGAGAAAAUAAUUUCUGCUGUUCCAAUCCAGCAUCAAACUCUUCUGUUUUCUGCCACUAUUCCGGAUGAGGUUCAUAAAAUUUGUGAUGUUGCUUUGAAAAGGGACCAUGAGUAUAUCAAUACAGUACAGGAAGGACUCGAGGAGACAAAUUCACAGGUGAGACAGAUGCAUAUAGCUGCUCCUUUAGGCGAACACUUUUCGAUACUAUAUACUCUGCUGAAAGAGCAUAUAAAAGAUUAUGCUAAUUAUAAGAUUCUUGUGUUUUGCACAACGGCGAUGGUUACAAGAUUUGUAGCAGAUCUUCUUAUGAAGCUUAACUUGAAUGUCCGGGAAAUUCAUUCUCGAAAACCACAAAGUUACAGAAACAGGAUUUCUGAUGAAUUCCGGAAGUCAAAAGGUCUAGUUCUUGUAACUUCUGAUGUAUCUGCACGAGGAGUAGAUUAUCCAGAUGUUACACUUGUUCUACAGAUUGGCGUGCCAGCUGAUAGACAACAGUACAUACAUCGACUAGGUAGAACUGGACGUAAAGGUAAAGAAGGACGAGGUAUACUCGUGUUGGCACCCUGGGAAGAGUUCUUCUUGUCCAGUAUCAAAGACUUGCCAAUAACAAAGGCAUCGGAACCAGUGGUUGAUCCAGACACUAGGAAACUGGUUGAACUCGCACUAGCCCGUGUGGAUGCGAAGAUUAAAGGCACAGCUUAUGGGGCAUGGCUUGGAUAUUACAAUUCCAAUAAGAAUGUGCGUAGAGACAAGAAUCGGCUUGUAAUGCUGGCAAAUGAGUAUAGUCGAAGCAUGGGACUUGACAACCCACCAGCCAUUGCGAAGAAAAACCUUAGAAAAAUGGGCCUACAGAGCAUUCCUGGACUGCGCUCUGAGUAG